AUGCACGAGUUGCUCGUUUGGUGGAAGGAGAAAGCCGACUCUAGUGCUCUUGCUAAGGUGUGGCUAGCGGGUUUCAUCCUGGUCCCUUUUCAUAUAUGGAGUGAGCGAAAUAGGAAACGCUUUGAAGGGAGUUGCAAUAGGUCUGCCUCAGUUUUGCGACUCUUGAAAUCAGAUCUCAGGGACGCCUCAACGCUAAUGAAGUGCUUCAUCAAGUCUAUGCAGGAUCUGGUUUUAGCUCGUGAUAUUGGUGCUUCUUUUCCAAAUGCCAGGGCUAGAAGGAUUAUGGAAGUUCAAUGGAGAAAACCUGAAGAAAAUUGGAUGAAGCUAAACAUUGAUGGUUGCCCCAUAGGGAAUCUGGGACAUUCAAGUGCAGCAGGGAUCCAACGAAACUGCCAAGGACACCCUAAGGGAAGUUUUGCACAGUACCUAGGAGUGUCUACAAACUUUACAGCUGAGUUCUUGGCAUUUUUUCUUGGAGUUCAAAUGGCCAGGGUGAAGGGAAUACAGAGGCUUUGGAUAGAGUGUGAUGCAGAAGCAGUGGUUACAUCAAUAAGAAAUAGUAUAGUUCCUUGGUUGUUCAAACAAUCUUGUGGGAAGUUGCAGCAUAUCUGA
Telopea speciosissima is the source of this 612-nucleotide messenger RNA. RefSeq lists its product as uncharacterized. Bases 1 to 612 code for a protein of 203 amino acids. The record is from RefSeq and is a predicted model, not a curated record. NCBI's taxonomy places the organism in Eukaryota, Viridiplantae, Streptophyta, Magnoliopsida, Proteales, Proteaceae. The transcript has a single exon. Gene Ontology annotation, molecular function: RNA-DNA hybrid ribonuclease activity; nucleic acid binding.